AUGGCUAAGGUUUACCCCCAGACACCCACUUUUGCAUCCAGCUUGACCUCAAAAAGAGAAACGUUUACUAUAUGGAUGAAGUCACUAAUGUUCCAAGGAAAUGGCUGCACUGUCUUUGACUCCAAUGGCGAAAUCGUUUAUCGAAUUGAUAACUACAACGAAAAGUGCUGUGAUGAAGUUCAUCUCAUGAAUCUCCGAGGCAAAGUUCUCUUUUCUAUACGACAGAAGAAACUUCAGGUUUUUGGACGAUGGGAGGGCUAUAAAUGGGGUGAUAGCAGAAUGAAGAAGGAGAGACCAUUGUUUCAAGUGAGGAAAUAUUGCAGGCUUCUUAGUAAAGAAAUAAUCUGUCGUGUCAUUUUGGGUCGUGAUAAGGCCAAAGCAAGAUGCUACCGGAUAGUCGGGUUGGCUGGAAAAUCAGCAUUCAAGAUCAUAGACGAUGAUGGCGCAUUAGCAGCAGAGGUUAAACAAAAGCAGUUAUCUUCUGGUGUCCUUUUGGGCAAUGAUGUAUUAACUUUGGUGGUGGAACCCCAAACAGAUCAUUCACUAAUGAUGGCUCUUGUGACUGUUUAUGAGUUGAUCAUGCGGAAACUGUGAAUAAUUAGCCCGAUUUGUUAUCCCUGUAGGAUACAAAUAUAUCCUUUCAAUGGUAGGCAGGGAUAUGAAGGUUUUUUUUUCUUCGAAAGAGCUUUUCGGGUCGCCGACAAUCUUGCAGGCUUGUAUUUUUCCAGUUUAUGAAUGAAGAAGCAAAUAGAG
Messenger RNA from Ilex paraguariensis (yerba mate), 753 nucleotides. The record is from the annotation of a GenBank genome assembly. NCBI's taxonomy places the organism in Eukaryota, Viridiplantae, Streptophyta, Magnoliopsida, Aquifoliales, Aquifoliaceae.